Microbotryum saponariae is the source of this 538-nucleotide messenger RNA. The record is from the annotation of a GenBank genome assembly. Lineage: Eukaryota; Fungi; Basidiomycota; Microbotryomycetes; Microbotryales; Microbotryaceae.
AUGAUGUCGCUCAACUACAGUGGUACGGCGGCCGGAGUGGCGCUGAAACCGCACGUUGAUCGGCAUCACACCGCAGGGCGUGUGUGCGUGGUCUUCCCUUUUGGUGCGUGGAUCAAGCUCGCUUCGUCUCGGCGACCCAUGAAUCGAGGACUUAUCGCAGCAGUGCCUCGCUUCUGCGGCUGCAGGCGAGUUCGACUCUUCAACGCAAUCCUGGCUAGUGCUGUACGAGCUUGGUGUCAUCGUCGAGGUACCCGCCGGCUGCUGCAUCGCCUUCCCUUCCGCACUCGUCACGCAUGGGAACGUCCAUCUCGACGUUUUCUUGACGGACGGCGGCGCGCCAAAGUGCGGAGAAACGUAUUCAACACGUGGGUCUGUAGUGUUCUGGACGCCCAGUCGUGUGAUCUCUUGGCUUGAAUUGGGUGGAAAACCUCGAGGUGCGGUGGGGCCACUCCUCAACGUAGAUCGCCAUGACAAGCGGGACUUGUUCAGGGAGGCGGCCCCCGAGGCUGCUCCGGGACUCAAGAACCCUCUCAGCUGA